GACACGUGAACUGGAAUGCCAUGACAUUGUAGUCCGAUGUAGAUAUGCACGUGGUAGCUGGUCGGUGGUUCACACACACAAUACCAAUUUCCAGAACAGCGGACACAGGAAGGGAACGAAGAAGGGAAGGAGGGAGUUCGACACGCGACACUGAGCUUAGCGCUGACGCAGUUGAGCAAGGAAGUGCGAACGGCGAACUAGGUGCGUUCUCUUGCGACGGCAGCAAUCGAUCUUUCAAUCUGCAGCAUCAGCAGCAGCAGCAGCAGCAGUUAUAUCUUCCGACACUGACCGACAGGACACCAGGACUCGAUCUCUCUUCAGAUCUGCAGCAGCAGCAGCAACAGCAGCAGCAGCAGCAGCCGCAGCAGCAGCAGGAGCAGUUAUAUCUUCUGUCAGGACAGCAGAGGAUUCGGUCUAUCUUGCGAUCUGCAGCAGCAGCAGCAGCAGCAGAAGCAGAAGCAGAAGCAGCAGCAGCAGCAGAAGCAGAAGCAGAAGCAGAAGCAGCAGCCGCGGUUGUUGAAAGAGUUAACAUACGAAAGUGGUCAUAGUACUUCAUACAAAGCUGUUGCGUUCGGCUGGAGCAGGCGGGCAUAGUAUGUCCCCUACGGACCCCCAGGACUCCAGGGGGGUACCUACCUAACUGGUGUGUGUGUUGACGUGACGACAAGAAAAGUCAACGCAAGUCUGACCAAUCGAGCAAGACCACAUAACUGACGUGACGACAAGAAAAGUCGACGCAAGUCUGCCCAAUCGAGCAAGACCACAUACUGGUAUGGCUAAGCACGGCGAAGGUAUGAGCCUAUGAGCCUUAUGAGGAAAAGCAUUCUCGAAUGGAAACGCAAAAUAUCAUCGUCGCAAGCGCGAGAGUCACAUAAGUGGACUGGGAGCCAUUGGUGACUCUUGUGAGUGAUCGAUCGGGCAGAGUGUAGAAGACUUGAAGCUUGAAGGUUGAAGGUUGACGGUUUACGGUGGGCAUCCCUUGCUCGGCGGGGCUGGAACAGGCGUGGUCCCCACCACUCGGCGCUUGCGAGGUCCGUCUCGGUGCUUACGGUUAUAACUGUGUCUCUUUGUUGUUGCGUGAGAAGCAAAGGAUAGACUAAGUUUGGAUUCUUUGUGACUGAGUUCUUUGUGGUCCCCACCACGGCGGAGUAUCAGAGUUCGAGUCCCGUUGGAGUUGGAGAUCACCCCAUCGGGCCAUCGCUUUUUUUUUGGGAAGAGGCCUCCUGCUGAGGAAAGGGGGGCGACGAGAGGUGUCCGCAUCAUCGACUCAUCGAGUCUGCAAGGGUAAAAAAUUAUAAAGGGGGGGAGAAAAAUGCCGGCGAAGAUGAAGGUGAGAGUGCUGUUCUUCGCUAUGGCCAAGGAGUUGGUGGGGAGAGAAGGACUUAACGUGGAGUUGGAUGAGGGUACAGACAUUGCACGCCUUGUUAAGCUGCUGUGUAUCAAGUUCCCGGGACUCAAAUCAAUAUCGAAAAACGUG
This is a messenger RNA of Chara braunii, 1477 nucleotides long. The record is from the annotation of a GenBank genome assembly. Lineage: Eukaryota; Viridiplantae; Streptophyta; Charophyceae; Charales; Characeae.